This is a messenger RNA of Lampris incognitus (smalleye Pacific opah), 3048 nucleotides long. Its product is annotated as calsyntenin-2-like. The record is from RefSeq and is a predicted model, not a curated record. Gene Ontology annotation, biological process: positive regulation of synaptic transmission; homophilic cell-cell adhesion; positive regulation of synapse assembly. The transcript is spliced from 19 exons. Gene Ontology annotation, cellular component: cell surface; postsynaptic membrane. NCBI's taxonomy places the organism in Eukaryota, Metazoa, Chordata, Actinopteri, Lampriformes, Lampridae. Gene Ontology annotation, molecular function: amyloid-beta binding; calcium ion binding; kinesin binding.
AUGGAGAAAGAGGAGAGGCAGCACUUAGAUAGGCACACAGCAGGGGAGCAACAUCCUGCAACUGAGGUGCAUGCGAGGGGAGGGGACAGGUACCAGAAACUGUUUGUGGAUAGAAUCCACUUUGACCUGGAAGAAAUCCAGGAACUUGGUGCAGAGGUCAGUUCCUGCCCCAAUUUUGGCCAUCGUGAUAUGGCCCUUGUUGGUAUUCUCCUGAAAGGCAAUGCCAUACAUGAGGAGGCUUACUUCAGCCAGGUCACCGGUCUGUCGUGUCAUGCAAUGAACAAACACAAGCCGUGGAUCGAGACGUCGUAUCACGGGGUCAUCACUGAGAACAUGGACACCGUUCUGCUGGACCCGCCUCUGGUAGCUCUGGACAAGGAUGCGCCGGUCCCCUAUGCCGGGGAGAUCUGUGCCUUUAAGAUCCACGGCCCGGAGGCUCCGUUUGAGGCAGUGGUCCUGAACCGCACGUCGGGGGAGGGGGUCCUGAGGGCCCGCGGCGCUGUGGACUGUGAGAGCCAGAAAGAAUACACCUUCAUCAUCCAGGCCUACGACUGUGGGGCCGGACCUACUGGAACCAACUGGAAGAAAUCCCACAAAGCCGUGGUCCACAUCCAGGUGGAUGAUGUCAAUGAGUUCUCCCCCGUUUUCCGGGAGCCGGUGUAUAAGACGUCGGUAACGGAGGGCAAGAUCUACGACAGCAUAUUGCAGGUGGAAGCAUGGGACCAGGACUGUUCACCACAGUACAACCAGAUCUGCAACUACGACAUCAUCACCACAGGGACGCCGUUCGCCAUUGACCGCAAUGGAAACAUCAGAAACACCGAGCGGCUGAGCUACGACAAGCAGAGGAGCUACCAGUUCAUGGUGACGGCCUUCGACUGUGGUCAGAAGACGGCAAAAGAGAGCGCCGCCGUGCAAAUCGAGGUCAAGCCGGUCUGCAAACCUGGAUGGCAAGGCUGGAACAAACGUGUGGACUAUGAGCCGGGUUGUUUGGAGAAACAUUGGAAACCUCAGAUAAAGGUCUGUUCACAUGACCAUUUCAGUAAUCGCAUUCCUGCCACAAUCGGGGUAAGACCGGUGUAUUAGCGUGCACAUACACACCGACAGACAGUUUUCUGUUCUCUGAUUGGUUCACCAGGCGCAGCGUCAGGCAGCACUGACCUCCUCCCCGCCCCCAGCGCUUCAGCCAACUGGACGGUGUCGCUACUGACGGACAGCGGGCGAGACAGUGACCUCAUCUUCCGCUUCGAUGGGCGACAGGCGGCUAACGUCCCUGAUCAGGUGGUACCCCAGAACCUGACAGACCAGUUCACCAUCGCCACGUGGAUGAAGCAUGGGCCCAGUCCUGGACUCAGGGCUGAGAAGGAGACCCUGCUCUGCAACUCUGACAAGACUGAGAUGAACCGUCACCAUUACUCGCUGUACGUUCACAACUGCCGCCUGGUGUUCCUCCUCAGACGAGACUUCACUCAGGUGGACACCUUCAGACCUGCCGAGUUUCACUGGAAACUGGAGCAGAUCUGUGAUAAGGAGUGGCACUAUUACGUGAUCAACGUGGAGUUUCCUGCAGUGACGCUGUUUGUGGAUGGAGUGACCUAUGAACCCUACCUGGUGACCGAUGACUGGCCAAUCCACCCCUCGCACAUUGAUACUCAGCUGACUGUGGGGGCCUGCUGGCAAGGCGGUGAGGUGGCGACCCCGCGGUUCACACAGUAUUUCCGGGGCAGUCUCUCAGGCCUGACCAUCCGCCCAGGUCGCAUCGAGACGCAGAAGGUCAUCUCCUGUCUGCAGGCCUGCAAGGAAGGACUGGAUAUCAACUCCCUGGAGAGCCUCGGCAAGGACAUUAAAUUCCAUUUUAACCCGGCCCAGUCAGUGCUGGUGGUGGAAGGAGAGGAUCUGGACAGCAUCAACACAGCCAUGACCAAAGUGUCCUACAUCAACUCCCGCCAGUUCCCCACACCGGGCCUGCGAAGGCUACACAUCACCACCACAGUACAGUGCUUUGGGGAGGACACGUGUCUCUCCAUCCCAGACAUUAAGGCAGUUGUGAUGGUUCUUCCGCCCAGUGAGCCAAGGAUCACCAUCACGGGAUCCAGCCGACUCAUCAGGCCUGCCGGCGACCUGCGGGGCCCGCUGGGCGUGGCGCCCUUCAAGGAGCUACGCAUCACCAGCACGGUGGUUAAAGGAGACAGCUCAGCGCACAGCGGCUCCCACAGAUCAGGCGUGAUGGAGGUGAUGCAUAACCUGGACUACUGUGACGUGUUGGUGAUCGGUGAGGAGCUCAGUCCCACUAGAGAGAGUCUGGAGAUUCAUCACAACGCCCUGCUGGGAAAACAUCUGGACGCCACCAAUUCCACCUCUGGCAUAUCCAUAUACGGUGUGGACUCCAUGGCCCACUACGAGCAGGCCCUGAGGCAGGUUCGCUACAGGAACUGGCAGCCGUCCACCCUCAGUGAAAGAAAAUUUCGGCUUACGUGCUCCGAGCUAAACGGUCGUUACACCAGCAACGAGUUCACUCUCGAGGUCAGCGUCCUUCACCACUCGGCGUCCGUGGAACACGUGAAUCACAUGGCCGCCCAGUCGCAGUACAUGAGACCUGUACAUCAUCCACUCAUGAUACACACCCUCAACUCACACAUGUCCGGGGGGGCUCCUCCAGUGGCCACAGUGGUGAUAGUGGUGUGUAUCGCCGCCCUGGUGGUGAUUGUGGUUAUCGGCAUCUACAGGAUCCAUGCCACUCACCAGGAGGGUUCCAGAGAAGAGGAGGAUGCGGUCAAGGAAUCGGAGGUGGACUGGGAAAACAGUACACUUACCAUCACUGUCAACCCCAUGGAGAACGUCGGCGGAGCUCAGACUCUGGACACAGAAGUAAAGGAGGAGGAACAAGAGGAGGAGGAUGAAGAACAGACUGGGGGAGUCUCGAGUGCCGAGUCAGAAGACAGCGAAGAGGAUGAGGAGGAGGAAGAGGAGGAGGAAGAGAGAGAUGGACAGAGGGAGAGAAAGCAGAGGGGCAAGCUCGAGUGGGACAGCACCUCCAUACCAUACUGA